AUGUACAGCUUACGAUCAAAGGCAUCAGACAUGACUCAAACCGAACAGCCUGAAGCAGGAGAUGUAGAAAUAGUCCAAACACAGGGAAAAGACCAAGGUGCCUCAACCAGUGAAGCUACCACCACUGAAGAUAGACCGUCUAUCGGUGCUGGAGAUAAAACAACCGCUGGUAGCAACGUCGAGAGUCAAGUUGGCAACGAAGAAGAAACCGAUCCACAAGAAACCGUAAAUAAAAGGAAGAAAGGAAAACAGACAAAUCAAGGGAUUCGUAGUGAAGUAAGAUUUGCUCGUCAUGCUUUCCCAGUGAGAGGUAGAGGUUUCGCAUGUAGAGGAACUGGUUUCCUAGGAUACGGUGGGCGUGGAGUUGGUCGACGAGGUAGAGGUGGACGAGGAUUGCAUACCCGUGGAUUUGGUCUUCGUGGGAUGUUUGGCUUAGGACGUCGUGGCCGAGUAUUCUAUGGUGGCCGAGGAUUUGGUGGACGAGGAUUCGGUGGACGAGGUUUUGAUGGUAGACCUGGUGAGGAGAGUGAUAUUGAUAACGAAGAAACAUGGGCCGAUCCAAGAAUGGCAUUUAAAGAAUGGGGAGAAGAUGCUCAGACAGGAGAUCAACCUGGUGUAUCAUCUAUGGAAAAUGACGGAGAACAGUGUACAGAUGACGAAGCGGAUGACCACACUGGUGGUGAUGAAGAAGAUGAUGCACCUCCAUGUACCUGUAGGGGAGACAUGUUUGAAGCAAGAGGAGGGCGGGGAAGAGGUGGAUGGGGAAGGGGCGGAAGUGGUCGGGGCUUCGGUCAAGAUCCUAGAGGCAUGACGUUCCCAUGUCGAGGAAGUUGCCAAAGAUCUAAUCGCCCUCCUAUGGGUUUCAUGCCAGAUCCUAGAAUGGGUGGCUUUACUCGUCCUCCGAUGUUUUCUCGUCGUGGCAUGCGUCCACCAUUCCCACCACAUGGAAACUUUGGGGGAUGUGGGUUCGGAGGGCCUAGGCUACCAUUUCGACCAAUGUUUGUGCGAUAA
Anneissia japonica is the source of this 1011-nucleotide messenger RNA. RefSeq names its product chromatin target of PRMT1 protein-like. The record is from RefSeq and is a predicted model, not a curated record. The transcript has a single exon. Lineage: Eukaryota; Metazoa; Echinodermata; Crinoidea; Comatulida; Comatulidae. The coding region runs from base 1 to 1011 and encodes 336 amino acids.